AAUAGAAGUAAUCAGCCUCACCCUUUUAAGCCAUUGCCUUGCGAAACCCUAAACUUUCUCUUUGUCACCCAAGAGUUCGACUUCAGAGGCGCAGGAGGAUCCUUCUGAUCUGCAAACAUGGGUAUCUCUCGUGAUUCGAUGCACAAGAGACGUGCCACUGGUGGCAAGAAGAAGGCCUGGAGAAAGAAGCGAAAGUAUGAGCUUGGAAGACAGCCUGCAAACACUAAAAUAUCGAGCAAUAAGACAGUUAGAAGGGUGAGAGUUCGUGGUGGAAAUGUGAAGUGGCGUGCAUUGAGGUUAGAUACAGGAAACUACUCAUGGGGAAGUGAAGCUGUAACAAGAAAGACACGUAUCUUGGAUGUGGUUUACAAUGCAUCAAACAAUGAAUUGGUGAGGACACAAACACUAGUGAAGAGUGCUAUUGUUCAGGUUGAUGCUGCACCUUUCAAACAAUGGUACCUUCAGCACUAUGGAGUUGACAUUGGUCGCAAGAAGAAAGCUCCAGCUGCUUCUGCUGCUAAGAAAGAGGGAGAGGAAGUAGAAGGUGCUACUGAGGAGACAAAAAAGAGCAAUCAUGUUGCUAGGAAGAUAGAGAAGCGUCAAGAGGAACGCAAACUGGACCCACAUGUUGAAGAGCAAUUUUCAAGUGGUCGUUUAUUGGCUGCUAUUUCAUCACGCCCUGGCCAAUGUGGUCGUGCUGAUGGAUAUAUUUUGGAGGGAAAAGAGCUUGAGUUUUACAUGAAGAAACUCCAGAAGAAGAAAGGAAAGGGUGCUGCUUAAAUUGUUUUUAAUAUGCUUAUUUUUAUUCAGUUUGAGUUUAAUAGAUUUUUAUCUUUCUUUUUUUACCCAGUGAAAGCCAUGAAACUGAAAUUUUGACGUUUUAAAAUGUUGUUUUUGAAUAUUUAAGUCUAUGUAAGAUUUACUCUACUUUUUAUCGAUACCAGUAGUACUAUUGAUUAAAACACG
Molecule: messenger RNA, 966 nt
Organism: Lactuca virosa
Lineage: Eukaryota; Viridiplantae; Streptophyta; Magnoliopsida; Asterales; Asteraceae
Source: the annotation of a GenBank genome assembly